This is a messenger RNA of Aureobasidium uvarum, 348 nucleotides long. NCBI's taxonomy places the organism in Eukaryota, Fungi, Ascomycota, Dothideomycetes, Dothideales, Saccotheciaceae. The record is from the annotation of a GenBank genome assembly.
AUGUCUGCACAAAACUCGGCUGGAAUCCAAACGCUGCUCGACCGCGAGGCCCAGAAGAUCGUCCAGCAGGACCGCACCAAGCGUGUAAAGGACGCCCGCUCCGAGGCCCAGAAGGAGAUCGACGAGUACCGCAACAAGAAGGAGGAAGAGUUCAAGCAAUUCUCAACACAGCACACCAGCGGCAACGAGCAGGCCGAGAAGGACGCUGGCAAGGACACAGACGAGAAGUUGAAGGAGAUCAAGAGCAUUGGCGACAAGGAGGGCAGCACCGUCGUCGACAACCUGCUACGCGCCGUCACCGAUGUCAAGCCCCAGGUUCCCGACAGAGUCGAGCAGCCCGUCGCAUAA